AUCAAUUGAGCAAUUCUGCAGGAGAAAAUUAUCAACAGAAUGAUACCACGCCCAAAACCAGGAGAAUCAGAGGACGACUUAUUGAGAUUUCAGCAGGAAUUCCUUGCCAAGCAAGAGAAGAGUGCCGCCAGUCUUGUAAAGAAACCAGAUAAAAGAAAAACUUCGACUUCCCAAACAACUGCUUUUUGUGAAAAGGAUGUAGUCGAAAUCAAUGAACUUCCCUCCACUAAGCCGGAAUAUGAUCAUGGAGGUCCUCAGAUUCCUCACAAGAAAAGCAGGUUUUCAGCAUCAAGGGAUCAAACUGCAACUGCUGCUGCAGGAGAUGAUCCAGAGGCAAUUAUUGACAAGCAUGACAAACAUAUGGCAGCAGUUCUUACUAAAAUUGUGGAGAGGGAUACUAGGAACAUGCAGCCAUUCACCUCUGUGUUGGAGUGUUCCUCAGGAUUCCCUAAGGUCAUGCACAGAGGAAAUUUGGAACAGAAAAAGACAGAUGGUACCAAAAAACCCAGAAGUCUUUUUGCUCAACAAAUGUCCAAGAUUUCUCCCAGUGAACUAGGGCUAGUGGUGAAAGAGAAACCAACACAAACCCAUACAGCAGCAAGGACUACACAAACACAUGUUCAAUCUUCAAGCAAUAGUGGUCCCCACUUCAUCAAAGGAACUGGACUCAGUGCCACUUUUGGUGAAGAAGAGGCUCAGAAAAUUCAUCAGGAAAAUGUGAACAAAAUGGCCACCAUGUCAUCAGAGGAAAUUCUAGAAGAGAGGAAUAAGCUCCUACAAAUGCUGGAUCCAAAGCUGGUGAGUUUUCUGACAUCAAAGAAAAACAGACAGACCUCUGAGGGACAAACACACACUUCUGAUCAAGAUGAGAAAAUGGAAACAUCAGAAUCAAAACAAUCUGAGAAGAAACAGACACCUAAAGAGGGAGAAGAAUUAGACUUACCCAUCAAACCUGACAGGAAGUGGAUACACAUGAAUAAAGUGGAGUAUGAUAAAUUAUCAUGGUUGAAGGAUCUUCCUCCACCCUCCACUGAUCAUAAUAAGACAGGAACAACUGCUCGUUUUGAUUUUGAGGGAAACUUGGUGACAGUCGAUGAAGGCAUUGAUGUCAAGUAUGGCCUCCAUCACCAUGGAGAUGAACCAGAGAGGGCUGGUUACUCUUUGGAGGAGUUGUUCCUUUUAUGUAGAAGCACCAACAUACAGCAGAGGAUACUAUCACUCAAAACAUUAGGAAACAUCCUAGUUAAGACUAGAAAUGGUGACCUGGAGGAUCAAGUGAAUUCAGCCAUCUUGCCUACAGUCCUAAAUGCAGGAAUCCUUUUUCUGGUUCGCUGGGCUAUGGAUGACAGUGUAGAGGGAGUUGUCUGCAUGGCCGUCAAAACUCUGCACUCCAUUGUGGUAUCAGAAGCUGACGAGGAGUCUUUAGAUAGAGUGUUGCCAUGGUUUCAAGGACAUGUAUCUCCAUGUCUCAAGACCACCAAAAUGUCAGCUGAAAUGACCUCCAAUGACCCCACACCAGAAGAUGAAAAACCAUUAGAGACAGACGCUGAUGUGCUGAAACGAGAUGUUAUCUAUUGUCUGGUGAUGAGAAUGAACCUCCUCCCUUGUCUACACCACAUUCUGUUCCACUCCCACCCUCAGGCUCCCACCGUCCUUCAGGGUCUGGAGAUUCUGAUAAGAAUUGUUAGGCACUCACCGCAGAUGGCUUACGAGGUGGAAAGAUGCCACGGAUUAUUAGAGCUUAUUGUUGAAGAAUUCCUGCCCACCAGUUGGAGAUUGUUAGAUGUGAAGGCCCCCUUGUCAGACCUCUAUGGUGUUCCUGUACCCAUGGCAAUGAAGCUUGUCAGAUGCUUAGCUCAGUCUGGAAGGAACUUGGCAGCUACACUGGUUGAUAAAUACCAUAUAAAGGCUAGGUUUUUAAGAUAUUUGGUGGAGAAAAAUGCAGAUGAUUUGCUGCUCCCCCAGAGUGAGGCUCUAAGGUUACAGAUAGAGAGCUACAGGACAUGGAGGGCGUGUCUUAGUUAUGGUCUGGCUGCAGAUCUCUUCACAGACAUUUUUCCUUGCAUACUGUCACAGUUAGAGGGUCUUCAAAGGGAUUACCUAGAGAGUCCCACUCUUAAGUGUACAAGAAUGACAGCAUUUAUUACAGUCCUAGAAUCAGUUGUAUUAUUGGCCGCCCAAUGUGAUCAGAGGAAAUUUGGAUCAAGUGCAAGCAAACUUCCAAGUGACUCAGAUCAAAAUUUAUUGCCUAGUGUCACAUGGAGCCAGAUCACUGAUGUUAGUCAGAUUGUCCUGGAUGUUUGUCACAAAUGCUUAAAAAACCUAGAAAAUACAUAUCAACAUAAGAAAUUCAACUUAGAUUAUGAGGUUUCAUGUCUGAAUUUCAUGGCAUCAUAUAUUUCAUCCUGGUCUUCACAUAAAAGUUUUGAUCCUGUGGCAGGACUUCAGUCUAUAGAGAAGAUAUUUACUGAUGUGUUAGAACCGCUCAUCAAAUCUCUGGGAUUCCAGGCCGUCAUCUCAAGUUUAUGUUCUUGCUCAAGCUUCCUGCACCCAGAACAUCAGUUAAAAAGGGAAUAUGCUGACAAUUUGCCAGGGCUUGGCUUGAGAAUAAAUGAUGGCCACUUAAUAGAACCCUGUCUACAGGAAUACUCACCUUUUGGUAUGGUGGGAGCAGUUCUGAGGGUGUUAUGUAUUACCAGUCAAGUUCACAAAGGUCUUCAAGCAAAGAUUGCUGACCUUAUUUCUUCUGAAGGACACUUAUUAACUUAUCAAAGGAAAAUGGCAAACUGUCCAAGAUCCACCUCCUCUUGUCAUUUCAACAAAUAUGAAGACUUAGUGAUGUAUUUCUUCAUAAAAUUAGUCACCAGUAAUCCUGCCAGUGAGAAGACAGCCCCUCUGGUACAAAAACUGAUGCUCAGGUUGAUGACACAACUUCAACAUGGAGAUGAGUUCUUAGUUCAUGACCUUUUAUCAACAGUAAUGUUCUCACCAAAUGUAUGGAAACAAGACAAAGAUGAGAUGACCAGUUCCCUGGAGAACCUGCAGUUGUCUGAUGCUGUACAUCUGUGUAGUGUCACCCAGGAACAGGUGACUGUCAAUCAAACGCAACUGGUGGCCGCCACUCUUUCUCAACUGGUUCCUAUCAGAGCCACGUACCUUCAAGCUUUGUCCAGCCACCAAAAGAUGGCUAUACAUUCUAGACACAGAUUCUUAAUGCAGGCAUUAGAAGUUCAGAAUCUGGUGUCCUCCACACCGGCGGAGACCCUGCUCCCAUUAGACUGGAUGUAUCUCCCCCUGAUAGAUCUCUACAACAGAUUUAGCUCAGUUGGAGCAGAUGUUCAGGACGCCCUGUCUAAGACCGAGGUAUCCAUGGUGACAUCUGUCCUGCGGUGGGUGUACCUCCUAGAGAAGUCUCAGCCCCAGGUCACGGAGUCUGUGUCCCCCACUCUCAGGGUCUCCAGGGUUAUGUGUACAUUCUUAACAGGUAACGACUUAUUUAUGGAUAAGACUGUAUACCUAUACCUAGCGGCCUUACUGAGGGAGUUCUCCACACCCCGCCUUUUGGGACAGUUGAACUUUGACGAGCAAAUUCCAGGGAUUGUGUCUUUUUAUGAUUUGUAUUCGGCCCUCCUGCAGCAGUUUGAGGCUGUGUCGUUCGGAGACUCUCUCUUCUCCUGCUAUAUCCUCCUCCCCAUUCAACAAAAACAUGACCUCCAGCUCAGAAAGGCAUUAUGGAUGGAGCAUUCUGGGAUACUGCGCUAUAUGCACAUUUCUUUGAAAGAGAUCCCAAUUCCUCUUGAUAAUUUUUUGAAUCCUGAAGAGUCGGACGUGGAGUUGAUCAGGUUGUAUUUCCAGAACUUGUUGUCAAGGCGACUGCAAUUUCAUUGGUCCCCUUUGCUGUAUUUAAUUGCCAUACACCAUGUGAACAGGUUCAUUUACAAUCAGGACAAGAAACACUCUCGACUGAAACAUGGAAUGAUUCUGCAAACCAUUAAAUCUCAUCAUAAGGAGUUGUGCCAGCAUUUAUUGCACUAUAAAAUGGUGGAUCUGGAAAAGGAUUCUGGAAUUGAACUAUACAGAGAACUUCCACAAAUCAGGAGAGGUCUUCUGGAACAAGUUAAGAGCGAGUCGACAGAGUCGUCUUCCUGAUGCACAGACAAUGUGAACAGUGCUUAAAAUAAAUCCUCCAUGAUUUCUGUUUUGUGUAAAAUACAUUUAUUGAAAUGACUUGUGCUGACU
Saccostrea cuccullata (small rock oyster) is the source of this 4239-nucleotide messenger RNA. RefSeq names its product RNA polymerase II-associated protein 1-like. The transcript has 31 exons. NCBI's taxonomy places the organism in Eukaryota, Metazoa, Mollusca, Bivalvia, Ostreida, Ostreidae. The record is from RefSeq and is a predicted model, not a curated record. The coding region runs from base 40 to 4149 and encodes 1369 amino acids. Gene Ontology annotation, biological process: transcription by RNA polymerase II.